GAUAGUAUUUGGUGGGUGAAAAUCAGAAAAAAUGGCGGCGAAACAGAAAAGAAAGCAGAAGGAGAAAAUACAGUAACGAAAUGGGAGACGCAGAGCGGGAAGGAGGAGAGAAGAAGAAGAGCUUCGUGAUACAGAUUCCUUCCUAUGAAGAAGUUAUGGAGAGUUCUUCUCAGUCCAAAACGACGUCGUCGUCAUCUUCUCUCUUCAACCCUACCCCUUCUUUCUCUCAAGCAUUCAAAUUCGUCAAGAACUCCGAAUUCUACUCCCCUCCCCCACCUCCUAAUACUCAGCCUUCUUCCUCAUCUCAAUCCGCCACUCCCAGACCGGUUAAUAGUUCAGAUGUUAAUACUUCAUCAUCGUCUACGCCCUCAUCUUCAGCUAAUCGAAAUGCUAUACUUGUUAGCAAUAGACAGAAGGGAAAUCCGUUGCUAAAACAUAUCAGGAAUGUGAGGUGGACUUUUGCAGAUAUUGUUUGUGACUACUUAUUGGGCCCAAACACUUGUGCUCUUUAUUUGAGGUUUGAAGGGUUCCAAUUUCUGUUCAUCUUGCACACAAUCUAUUGGAAGAAUCAUAUAGUUUCUGACAAUAGCCUCCGGUAUCAUCUGCUUCAUCCAGACUACUUGUAUUUUCGGAUAAGGGAGUUGCAGAAGAACUUUAGACUCCGCAUAAUUUUGUGCCAUGUUGAUGUUGAAGAUGUUAUCAAGCCUUUACUUGAAGUUACCAGAACUUCUCUCCUUCAUGAUUGCACUCUGUUGUGUGGAUGGAGUUUGGAAGAAUGCGGACGGUACUUGGAGACGGUAAAGGUUUAUGAAAAUAAGCCCGCCGACCUCAUUCAGGGCCAAAUGGAUGGAGACUACCUAUCACGGCUGAAUCAUGCUCUGACGUCAAUACGACAUGUUAACAAAACAGAUGUUGUGACUCUUGGGUCAACAUUUGGGUCUCUUUCUCAUGUGAUGGAUGCAUCUAUGGAAGACCUUGCUCGUUGCCCUGGCAUAGGAGAGCGCAAGGUAAAACGCUUGUAUGAUGCUUUUCAUGAACCUUUCAAGCGAGAAGUGCCAAAACGCCAAUGCAUUCCAGAAACUUCAGUCGCUAAUGAAUCUCAUCCUGGCUCCAGCAACACAAAGGAAGAUGAGAAGGAAAUUGUGGAUACAAGCAACAGUGAGAAGAAAGAACCCGAAGUGACUGUCAAGUCAGCACUUUCGGCUGCUUUUGCUAAGUACUCGCACAAAAUUACAAGAAAGAAGAAUAAAUCACAAGAAGAGGAAGAAGGGAAGUGCAGUACUAACGAAGAAGCUAAAACAGGAGACACGAACGGCAGCAACAACUGCUGAAUCUUGGUCUCUUCCUUUCAUGCUAAUGUUCCUAAUUUUAAAUUUUCCCCAUUUGCUUGAUCUCUCUUAGUUAAAUUCGUUAUAAAUUAACGGGAAAACUCAUAGAAGAUAAGUAGUGAACAAAUAUUCAGAAGAUGUUUGGGCAUGAUUUAGUUGAGGUUUUUUUAAAAAAGUAGUGUUUGAAAGUUGAAAUUGUGUUUGAAUAUGAAAAUAUAAUUGGAGCAGUGAAAAUUU
This is a messenger RNA of Solanum tuberosum (potato), 1565 nucleotides long. Its product is annotated as DNA excision repair protein ERCC-1. The record is from RefSeq and is a predicted model, not a curated record. Gene Ontology annotation, molecular function: single-stranded DNA binding; damaged DNA binding. Gene Ontology annotation, biological process: UV-damage excision repair; mitotic recombination. Bases 81 to 1331 code for a protein of 416 amino acids. Gene Ontology annotation, cellular component: nucleus; ERCC4-ERCC1 complex; nucleotide-excision repair factor 1 complex. The transcript is spliced from 9 exons. NCBI's taxonomy places the organism in Eukaryota, Viridiplantae, Streptophyta, Magnoliopsida, Solanales, Solanaceae.